Molecule: messenger RNA, 1973 nt
Organism: Rhea pennata
Lineage: Eukaryota; Metazoa; Chordata; Aves; Rheiformes; Rheidae
Gene: SRRM3
Product: serine/arginine repetitive matrix 3
Exons: 15
Coding region: 45-1973 (642 amino acids)
Molecular function (GO): mRNA binding
Source: RefSeq, a predicted model, not a curated record
CGUGGGGUGCAGGCGCUGCUGGGCGCGAGGCCGCCCGCGCCGCCAUGGCGCUCUACAACAACGGGGCCAACAUGCCUUCGCCCCAGGAGGCCUCCAACGGCUUCUCGCAGCCCGGCGCCUCGGGCACGUGGCACAAGGGCGAGGAGGAGGUGCGGCUGGCGGAGCCCAGCCUCGUGAAGAAGGCUCACCGGGAAAUCCUGGACCACGAGCGCAAGAGGCGGGUGGAGCUCAAGUGCAUGGAGCUGCAGGAGAUGAUGGAAGAGCAAGGGUACUCCGAAGAGGAGAUCCGGCAGAAAGUGGGGACCUUCCGGCAAAUGCUGAUGGAGAAGGAAGGCGUGCUCACCCGGGAGGACCAGCACGGGCGCCAAAUAGUGAUAGAAAACCACCACGCGGUGGACGGGGAGGAGUACGCCGCCGAGUACGCCGAGUACGACGACAGCUGCCUGCUGCAGUGCGACUGCUCGGCCGGGUGCUACCGCGACGACAGCAGCCACCGAGAGUACAGGCUGAAAAGACGGUCAAGCAGCUCCACCUCUCCGCCGCCCAAGAAGAAAAAGAAAAAGAAAUCGGGUCACCGCCGGAGCCGCAAAAAGAGGAAACCUGGCUCGGAGCGCAGCUGUGACAGCUCUUCGCCAAUCCGCAAGGAGAAGAAAAAGAAGGCUGGAAAGAAACACAGACGCGACAGGUCUGAGUCUGGAUCCCGGAAGAAGAGAAGACACAGGUCCAGAAGCCCCAAGAACAAAAGGAAAGAGAAAAACAAAGAUCGCAAGAGGUCCCACAGCGAGUCCUCAGCUUGGCGGUCGCAUAGACGCAGUAGCUGCAGCUCUCACAGUGCUUCGCUCUCCUCCGAUUACAGCAACUCCAAAUCCCCCAGCAGGCUGAGCCCCAAGCACCGUGAGGACGGCCCCAAGGGCAGCAGUGCCCGCUCCAGCCACAGCCCGUCCUCUUCGCCCCGCCGCUCUGCCACGCCGCGCCAGAACGGGCACAAGGGCAGCGCCCAGAACGGCCGCCGCAGCCGCAGCCCGUCGCUCGAGAAGCCGCAGAAUAGGCCAGCCUCAGCGUCCCCUUCUCCCCGGGCCCAUGGCAGGAGCGACCCGCUGUCGCCCCGCGCCCGGGGCGGCAGACACAGCGCGAGGAGCCCCCGCUCGCCCUCGCCAGAGAAGGCAGCCCGAUGUGGGGCCGAGAAGCAUGGCCACCGGCACCGCUCCCGCACCGCCUCGCCACCCCGGCACCGGGGCCAGAGCAAGGCCAGGGCCGCGGCCCCACGGGAGACAUCACCACCAGCACUCAGCCCCCCAGGCUACAGCAGCGACUCGGAGGGCUCAGCGUGCUCACACCCCUACCACCCGCCACCUGGUGCUGAGAAGAACCAUGGCGCUCACACCAAGAAGGUGAAGGAGAGACACCACCGGGGCAGGCCAAACAGUAGCUCAGAGUCAUCGGCCAAGCACUCCCGGCACACAUCUGAGCGAAAGAAGAGCCUGUCCCACAGCACGGGACACAGGAGCAGCUCCUGGAGCUCCAGCGGCUCCGUGUCCAAGUCCCGGUCCCGCUCCCGGGAGAAGCGAGCAGCACGGAGCAGGACCCGGUCUCCAUCGCAGAAAAAAACCGCGAGCAGAGAGAAGGACAACGAGCCCCGAACACGCCACAGUGACCCUGAUCCUGCCCGGGCCAGACGUCGCUCCAGAAGCUAUUCUCCCAUCAGGAAGAGGAGACGUGACUCUCCCAGUUUCAUGGAGCCCAGGAGGAUUACAAGCGCUCGGAAGCGGCCUAUUCCCUACUACCGCCCCAGCCCCUCAUCCUCCAGCUCCCUGAGCAGCUACUCGUACAGCCGGAGCCGGAGCCGCAGCUACGAUAGCUACAGCACCAGCUGCAGCCGCAGCCGGACUCGCAGCCCUUUGAGCCGCUCACGGAGCCCCAGCCGCAGCCCCAGCUACAACAGCCGCAGCAGCUCCGAGAGUGCAGGCUUCUGA